ACCCCAACUGCUAGAAUGCGGAGGGGGAGACGCUUGUGUAAAUGUGAGUGUAUCUUAAAUGUUUUAUUGACACAAGUAUCUCUUUUUUUAGCCAAACUCUUAAUUGGUGCAGCCCUCGGCUUGGGCGGUGCUACCAUUGGGGUCCCAGUGGCACUCGGGGCCCUGGGCUUCACUGCCGCGGGGAUUGCGGCGGGAUCGGUGGCUGCUGGAAUGAUGUCGAGCACGGCCAUUGCCAGUGGUGGAGGAGUUGCUGCUGGUAGCCUUGUGGCCGUUGGGCAGUCCAUUGGUGUUGUCGGACUGUCGGCGGCAGCCAAGGCAGCCGCCACAACGGGUGGAGCCCUGCUGGCUGCCAUAUUGUUUUAACAAAAAAAUGCUAGACCUGUCCAUCAAGAGAAAGAUGCUACGCCAUGAGACAGGACAACCAGCUUGAAGCAAUGCUCGAUUUUCCUCUUUGAUAAUCGCAACUGCACUUGACUCACUUGGGUCUCUUCUUCCUGUAUUUUCCUGCUGCUGUGUAUAAAAUAAUACUGAAUUGAUAAAGCUUUGGCAAGAUCAA
Molecule: messenger RNA, 556 nt
Organism: Anolis sagrei ordinatus
Lineage: Eukaryota; Metazoa; Chordata; Lepidosauria; Squamata; Anolidae
Source: RefSeq, a predicted model, not a curated record